AUGUCUGGCGAUAAAAUUGCAAGUGAUCCACUUGAAAAUAAAGAAACGUUAGAAGAGUUAUCGUCUGAUGUAACAAAGAAAGAUAUAACAGCUACAAUGAAGUAUGAUAAACAUCGUAGAUUAACUAUGAAGCCCUCUAGUAAUCGAUAUAAAAGAUCUGAUGAUAAUAAAUCAUCAGACGAAGGAUCAUCUUAUGGUGAACCUGAAGAAGAAGAUACUUUUGAUACAUUUAUUCUAAAUAAUUUUAGUCCGUUUUCCGGAAAUGAGAAUGUGAUUGAAUGGUUAGAUAUUACUGAUAAGAAGUUCAAUACUUUUAAAAUUUCACGUAAACAUCGAUGUCUCGCAAUUCCUUUGCUUGUCGAAGGAGAUGCUAAACGAAUAUAUAUCGAGAAUGAGAAUAAGAUAAAUACGUAUGAUGAUUUCUAUAAAUUGAUAUGGAUGGAAUAUAAACCUAUCAAUUAUAAUUUUCAACACACAAAAUCGUACUCUGGUCCACCAACAUUAAGUCAGAGUAAUUUAAUCGAGGAUGCGUCUAUACGAAAGAAAGUUGUUUUCGAUGAUAAACCGAAAAUGACUACUAGUACCUUUGAAUUAAAUGAUAGUUUACCGCAACCUCCAAUUUUACGUUCAACUGCAUUACAUGAUCUAGGAGCCACCGGUUUAUCCGGUGAUGAUCCUGUUAAUCGAUCAAAUGUUGCAAUAUCCCAGAAUACAUUUCUUAAUUCUAGUAUUCUUGAUCAAACAGCUUAUGCACUUCGUCGUGCAAUCGUUGAUAGUACUGAUAGCCCCGAUACGAUAAGUUUUGAAUGUGAAACACCUCUACCCUGCUCAAAGGCUGUUGUUGAUUUUGGUGCCACCAAUGCUAUUGGUGAGAAACCAGCUAUGAAAUUCAUGAUAGAAAAAUUUCCUUUAUAA
This is a messenger RNA of Rotaria sordida, 915 nucleotides long. Lineage: Eukaryota; Metazoa; Rotifera; Eurotatoria; Philodinida; Philodinidae. The record is from the annotation of a GenBank genome assembly.